CCAGCCUCAAGUGGACGUUUGAAGAACUUCAGUGUUAGUCCAGAAUGAAGACACUGGUGACCCCCCUGACUUUUAUUUUGCAACAAAUUUUUCAGGAAUAUCAACAUAGAUCAUUUGAAUACAGAUUUACAGUGUUCUUGCAGACAUCUCAAAACCUGAGCAAAAAUAAAUAAAUCAUCAGAUUUGUUGCUGCUUUAAACAUACAUUGCAAAAUGUAUCCGCUUCCUCAUCGUGUCACGUUUGAUGGACAAAUAUCAUGUGUCAAACGUGACACCCACAGUCCAGAUUUCCCCACAGACACGAGAUCUUUUUGACACAAACAAACACUCCAUCACUUCCUUACUCAGAUAAUCAGUCCUCUUUGACCAACUGCUCAACAUUGCCUGACAGGUAAAGAUACAGAUCUAAGAUGGGUGUUGGUCUGGUGGUUUCCGCUUUGCUCAUCGCUCUGAUGCAAGGUGUCUUUGGCAAAUCCUGGAGUGUGACGGUGCCCCAAAGCAUCGUGGCCAUCAGUGGCUCCUGUAUCAAAGUCCCGUGUAGUUUCAACGUCCCAGACUUGCUGAAGAGAGACGUCGUGAACUGCUCACAACGUGGUGUGUGGACAAAAAGAGACCAUUCUGUCGUCAAACAAAUGAAAAUAGUCGGGGACUUGAGGAGGAAUGACUGCACUACAUUGGUCCGUGACUUCACACAGGCCCACAGCAAUGUAUACUUCUUUAGGCUGGACUGUACAGAAACACUAAAGUACAGUUUCACGAAGGGAGGAGUCAACAUUACAGUUCAACCAGGCCCGUCUCCGCCCCAGUUAACUGUUGGGAAUGAGGUGUUAGCGGGGUUGAAAACGGAGCUGCGGUGUUCAGUCCCAGUGCCGUGCCCCUCCAUGCCCCCGACCAUCAACUGGACCCUACCAGACUCCUUUAGGGAUUGGCACAAAUCACAGCAGGAAAGCCUGGGAGUGGAUGGACAGAAGACCAUGACGUCCCUAGUGGUCUUCAUCCUCUCAGCCGACCACAACAACGAGAAUGUCACCUGUUCUGUCUCCUACCCGCUGUCUAAAGGGGGCAGCACCAAACCGUCUGCAACGUCUAUGAGGCUCCUCGUCCACUAUCCUCCUAGAUUCACCAAAGCAACACUCGGCACAUCAGCUCCUAUUUUUGAGGGAUGCUUUGUGACGUUUAUAUGUUCGAGUGAUGCCAACCCUGCCCCCGCAUUCACCUGGUUCAGAGUCGUCAGCGGACAGCUGAUUGAGAUAGGUGAUGGAGAAACUCUGGUCCUGAAGGUCCGUCAGUGUGACAGCGGGUUGUAUCUGUGCAAAGCAAUAAACAAGGUGGGCAGUCAGGAGUCCAAACCGGUGUCUCUGGAGGUCUCGGCCACUACAGUUUCAGGAAGCUCCUAUUUAACUGGUCCUUACAUUAUAUGUGGAGUGCUGUUGGUCCUCUACAUCCUGACUGUUGUUGUUGGUGUGCGUACGUUUCGAAGUCUUUUCCGGCGGCUGAAGCAGAUCGAGGCGAAAGAUGAAAACACCUACACCGAUCUGAAGAUUAGCAACAUCACCUCUGUCUAUGAGCAACUCCAGUCUCGACAGCCUAAAUCGAUGCCUCCUCCUGAUGAUAACUAUGAGAACCUUCCAGAAGCAACUCGCAAACCAAAACCUGCUGCAACCAAAGUGGAACCUGAAGGAACCGACCAGAGAGUUUCAUUUUCAUCAAAAGUCGUCCUAAAUGUUUAGUUUUAACGAGUUUUCUUUUCUGGUGAUGUGAAAUGUAUCUACUUUUCUUUCUUUCUUUUUUUUUACUGUUUCAAGCAUCUAUGAAAGUUUUAUAUGAAGUUAAACCUUUUUGUAAUAUUAUACACAUGUUCACACAAGUCAAAAAAUAUUAUGUUGGCAUGGGAUUUUAAUAAAGUUGUAAACUAGUGAAGCACAAUA
This is a messenger RNA of Larimichthys crocea (large yellow croaker), 1927 nucleotides long. RefSeq names its product myelin-associated glycoprotein. The transcript is spliced from 12 exons. NCBI's taxonomy places the organism in Eukaryota, Metazoa, Chordata, Actinopteri, Sciaenidae. The coding region runs from base 410 to 1729 and encodes 439 amino acids. The record is from RefSeq and is a predicted model, not a curated record.